Molecule: messenger RNA, 1690 nt
Organism: Pseudocercospora fijiensis CIRAD86
Lineage: Eukaryota; Fungi; Ascomycota; Dothideomycetes; Mycosphaerellales; Mycosphaerellaceae
Exons: 4
Coding region: 77-1690 (537 amino acids)
Molecular function (GO): oxidoreductase activity
Source: RefSeq, a predicted model, not a curated record
CAGUACCACCGGCGUAUCGCACAACAGCCCUACGCACCAGCGUACCCAACACUCUUCCGUGCACGUCCAUAGCUGAAUGUCAGCUUGCCAGCACAAUAUGGCCCAUCUAUACCACGUCACGUCCACUAUACCGGACAGUCCGCAAAAAAAGCCGUCUAAUUGUGGCUCCGCCCUGGGUGAGAACGCAUUCUCAGUCUCGUCCAGCGGUUCGACCUCCAUGGACGCGGCGCUAGCUGUGACGGCUAGCAACCCAGGAGCGGAGCAAAAGAACAAGGUCAGCGUAGUCGUAGUGGGAGCGGGCAUUUCUGGACUGCGAGCCGCGUCUGUCCUCCAACGCCAUGGAGUCCAAGUCACCAUCCUGGAAGGCCGCGACCGCAUCGGCGGGCGAAUCCACACAACGAGGAACGACCACGGCAUCACACGCGACUUCGGAGCGGCGUGGCUUCACGAGACCUCCCAGAACAAACUUGUCAGACUCAUUUCCAAACUACAACUUGACUAUUAUUACGAUGACGGUAUGCCACUGUACUAUACCGAGCAAGGCCGUGCCGGCGCUCAGUUCAAGGCCAAGAAGGUAGCCGAUGAGUUUGCCGACCACUGCGCGUGGUUUUAUGAGACAUAUCCCAAUGCGCCAGACAAAUCUGUGAGCGACUUCGUCCAUGAAUUCGUGCUCCAGCACGAGCUCAUCUCCGACGAUGAGCGUUUGUGGGCCCCGCAGGCUGUCAAAGAGGUAGAGCUGUGGACUGGAACAUCCUGUGAGCUUGCCAGCUCCAAGCAUCUUUCAUACUUCAUCACCGAGCGCAACCUAUACAUGAAGGGCGGUUACGACCAUAUUGUCAAGUGGGUUGCUGACUCCCUGAAACCCGACACAAUUCGUCUCAACAGUAUUGUCGACCGUAUUGAAUGGUCCGACGAUGGCUCCACUGCUUGUGCACUGGAGUAUCACGACGGCAACGGCGGCUCCUCACGCAUCGAAGCAGACGCCGUCAUUUCGACCCUGCCGCUUGGCGUGCUUCGCAACGAACUCGUGGAGUUCAGUCCUUCUCUUCCGGAUGAUACCAAGCUUGCGUUGUCGAAGUACGGCUAUGCCGCGCUCGGAAAAGUCUUUUUCGAGUUCACCGAUGUCUUCUGGUCCAAAGAUCAUGACCAAUUCAUAUACUAUCCAUCGCCACCGGCUCUCGAUGAAGAGCUUUAUUCGACGUCUGCCAGCUCCAGCAGCAGUACCGAAGAGGACAACAUCCUCAAUUACGCCACUAUCACAAUCAAUAUCUGGAUCAUGACCACCGCCAACGAGUUGUGCGUGCAAAUUGCCGAGCCACUCACGCAACGCAUCGAGGCUAUGACAGACAAAGGAGCCAUCUACAAAUUCUUUGAGCCUCUUUUCAAGCUGCUUCGCACAGAGCCAUACAAGACUUUGCCACGCCUGAUCAAUGUAGAGACCACGCAUUGGACGCAGGACCCCUUCGCUGGCUUUGGGACUUACUCUGCCGAUAAGGUCGGUGACGAGCCUGGACUGCUCAUGGAUGCACUUGAGAAGCAUAAGGGUUCUCGACUGCAGUUCGCUGGCGAGCAUUGCACACUGGUCGCCAACGGCUGUGUUCACGGUGCUUUUGCCACCGGUGAGAAAGCCGCAAAGAACUUGCUGAACACGUUCGGCAUUGAAUACGAUGGCGGCGAUCUCGUCAGCUGA